UUCCCCUUUUUUCUUCCUUCUUCUCCAGUAAUGGCCAUUUCUUUCCUCCACCGCUUCUCUCUCGAUCCCCAGCACUGCCGCUCCGCCGCUAAGUGGACAGCGCUAUUAACGCUAACCGCCGCCGUGACCUCCUUCGCUCCGGAGUUCAUUUUCACAAAUGCAACGUCGCUCCAUUCGUCCUUCUCCAGAUCGUGUGGCCGCGAUGGCUACAUCAGGAUCCCACUCGACCUUCCCGGCGAUGUUCUGUGCUUGCCGGCGAACAUGGUGAAUUGGUCCAGUUUUGAUUUCUUUGUACCUACGGUUUUUGCGGCUCUCGGAGUCGGCGUUUCGGCUUGUUUCGUUAGAUCCUUGGGAUUGUGAGAAGAAUCGUUAUAGA
Messenger RNA from Cucumis sativus (cucumber), 376 nucleotides. RefSeq lists its product as uncharacterized. The transcript has a single exon. Lineage: Eukaryota; Viridiplantae; Streptophyta; Magnoliopsida; Cucurbitales; Cucurbitaceae. The record is from RefSeq and is a predicted model, not a curated record. The coding region runs from base 31 to 360 and encodes 109 amino acids.